AUGCAGGGCCCUGAGGCAUCGAGCCCCGGUGCGCUCGCUGGCCUUCCCUCAACUCUCAGCACAGUGAUAGGCACCCCGACGACGUCACCGCUCGACCUCGUCGCUUCGUCCGUCCCAACCGCCGACCAAACCCCCGGCGCUCUAUCGCAACAACAACUCCAGAACAAUCUGCAGCAUGUUCUCUCGACUUUGUCCUCCGAUUACGAAAAUGGCCGCGCACUUGCCGCCGGUGGCAACUCCUCCGGCUCGACCGGCAAAGGUAUCCUGAUUGGGAUCCUGUCCGCCUUUGGCUCGGCAGCCAUCGCCUUUAUCGUUCUCGCGAUCUUUUUCUUCUUCAAGUAUACCCGCCGCGGCCGGAUUCUGCUCGAUCGCAUUGGUCGACCCGGCGAAUUCGACGAUGAGCAGGCGUUUGCGCGGGAGGAGGAGGCGGCUCUGGAGGGCAUGGAUGACCUGUCGCGAUCGGAAUAUCUUCGAGCAAAAGCCUUCGUUCAAGCCAAUCCGCCCGAAUCUAUGCAAACCGACAUUUCUCUGUCACAAUUCCUUGCCAUCCAAGAAAAGGGCGUCUCCGCUUGGGAAUUCCAGCCGGAACUGGAGAUUGCAAACUGUUUUGUCGAAGGACGCACGGAAAUUGAAUUCUUCGAUUCCGAGUGCAGUGUGCAGACCAAUCUUCCCAUUCCGAAACAGAAUGAGGUCUACUACUGGGAAGCCAAGAUCUACGACAAACCGGAGUCAACAAUGAUUGGUGUCGGCCUUACAACCAAGCCUUACCCUCUUUUCCGAAUGCCUGGCUUCCACAAAACCUCCGUCGCCUAUGAAUCUACAGGUCACCGCAGACACAACCAGCCAUUUGCCCCGACUCCAUACGGGCCACCGCUUUCUCAAGGCGACGUCAUUGGAGUUGGCUACCGACCCCGAUCGGGUACUAUCUUCUUCACUCGCAACGGCAAGAGGCUCGAAGAUAUCGCUCACAACUACCGCACUCAAAAUUUGUUCCCCACCGUUGGGUCCAAUGGCCCCUGCAGCGUUCAUGUUAAUUUUGGCCAAAUGGGCUUCGUGUUUAUCGAGGCUAAUGUCAAGAAAUGGGGCUUGGCCCCCAUGACUGGCAGCCUGGCCCCGCCCCCACCCUACGGCAGCGAACAAGGCAGCAUUCUACUCGAGUCGGGCCGUGAAAGCGCCGCCCAAAUCUCGCAGCGCGUCUACCAGACCCACACUGCAAGAAGCUCAAGUGUUGGACUCCCUCAGGCAGUCAGCCCCGGUCCUAUCCGUUCUCCCACCGACAUUUCUCUUGCUCAAUUGGCCCACAUCCCUUCUAACGAAGACGCUGGUGAAGGGUCCAGUCGGAUUGGGGAUGCAGAAAGCAAUCAUCCUGCAACAGCGGGUGAAACUGAUGAUGACGGGGUCCCGCCUCCAGAAUAUUCGAGCCCCGGGAGUAGUCGCAGGGGCAGUGAUGCCAGCCUGGAAUUCCCCGCCAGGAACUCUGGCGAGUUGAGCUCCCCUCCGGCGAACCCCGAGCAGGCACCCCAGAAUCUACCGAGCUAUCAGGCUGCGGUGGACCGGGAAGAGAGCGACCACGACUAA
Molecule: messenger RNA, 1578 nt
Organism: Penicillium argentinense
Lineage: Eukaryota; Fungi; Ascomycota; Eurotiomycetes; Eurotiales; Aspergillaceae
Product: SSH4 family protein
Exons: 3
Coding region: 1-1578 (525 amino acids)
Molecular function (GO): protein binding
Source: RefSeq, a predicted model, not a curated record